This is a messenger RNA of Durusdinium trenchii, 1595 nucleotides long. NCBI's taxonomy places the organism in Eukaryota, Dinophyceae, Suessiales, Symbiodiniaceae. The record is from the annotation of a GenBank genome assembly.
GCAACUACGACGCACCGGUGGAGCAGCGGACGUACUGCCAUGGAACAUCCGCGGGGUGACAUGGGGCCCCUGACGUCACACGCUGGUUCUGUUUAGAGGCCAAUGCCGCAGGCAGUGACGCUGGAUGUCCCUGCAGAGUUGAUCAAGGAUCCAAGGUCUUGGACCGUGGAAGACAUCAGCAUUUGGCUGCAAUGGCUGGGAAUAGGGGAGCACGUGGAGUCCUUUGCCGCGCGGGGCGUCGAUGGUGAGCUGCUGCUGCAACUCAGCGCGGACGCCAAUUGGGCGGAGCUGGGCGUUCACGACGUGGCACAACAGCGGGUGCUGGACAGUGCAGUGGAGCCCUUGAGGUGUUUCCACCAUGGUGCCCUGGAUGCCACCCUGGCAUUGCACGCCAUUGAGGGUCCCGUGGCCGGGCAGAUCUUCUUCGUCGGUGCUGGAGUCACAGGUGGCCGGCACAACGCGUCCAAUAACAUCGUUCUCUCAGAGAACUAUGUGUCGCGACGACACUUCCAGAUCCUACGAGAUCGUGUGGGGCAGUAUUUGCUCCAAGACGUUGGGAGCACCACAGGGACGUUUCUGAUGAUCCGAGAGGAGCUGCCUUUGGAAGAUCAAAUGAUCAUCCAGCUGGGCACCACGGAGAUCACCGCCCACAUCGAUGGCACUCGAUGCACUCUGCUGGUCACCGAGGGUCCAGAUAAGGACAUCAGUGUGACGGUCCCGCCGGUGGGCGUUUUCAUCGGACGGGAGGGGGGAAAUGGGCUUUGCAUCCGAGAUCCCCAGAUCUCGUCCUUCCACUGCGAGGUCCGACCCUCAAGAGAAGGCUUCCUGCUGGAUGAUAAGUACUCGACCAAUCGCACUUGGCUACGCCUGGCGCCGGAUGGUCAGCCGUCCAAGCGCUACUUGCUGCGAAUCGGCGACCUGUUCAAGGUGGGCUCCACCCUCUUCCACGUGGUCGAGCCAGCCUCUGCAGAGCCUGAGGAGGACGGCGUCGCGCUGGGCGUCGAGGAGCACCGCUUGGAGCACACGCACUUCCCAGCCUCGCCGCGCUCGGACUCGGAGCUCAGUGAUCCUGAUGCGCCGGAACUGCACGUCGCACACGCGGCCGCGCCGGAACUGCUCGCGCCCGGCUUAGCGUCGCACUUGCGAUGGGAGCCUUUUCUGGACACCGAUGCCAGGCCCAUGCUGCCGCCCGACGAGUAUGCACGAAGGCUGACCGAGGCAAGACGGAUCAUGGUGGAAGGCUCGGCACGAAGGGCUGCGGGCACGGCCAACGAGCUGCAUGGGAGCCAGGAUGCGCGAAUCUUUGAGGAACGCGAGUUGUCCUCGCUGCAGCAGCGCAUGCGGAAUUCCCGAGCCCAAACCGCCUACACCUUGCAGCAGAAGCGAGGUGAACGUCGGGAUGAGGACCUCUGCAAGAUUUGCUAUGACAAUGACAUUGAUGUGGUGCUCUACCCCUGUGGUCACUUCAUGCUUUGCCGCUGGUGCGCCCAGAUGGUGUCGGAUUGCCCGGUGUGCCGCUUGGUGAUCACCGACGUGAUCCGGACCUACAAGGCGUAACGCGCCGUUCGCGAGUGCUGGGCCGUGCCACAGCGGAA